AUGGGAAGCGCACAAUUUCUACUCAAAAUUUUGCUGGCCUUCGCCGUGGCCUCAGCAACGGUAGCGCUUGAGGAUUUUGCCUCACGCAAGGCGGACUACAUAAUUGUAGGCGGAGGACCUGCGGGCUUUGUGCUUGCAGAGAAGCUCUCUCGAAAUCCGCUUAGAAAAAUUGUGCUUCUCGAAGCUGGACCUGAGACCAUUCAUUUGAACCUGGUCAGCGUUCCCGCCUAUUAUCCCCUGAUUCACGAGUACUUUUGGAACUAUACUUCACAACCAGAUGUCAACUUGGGCGGUCGAGCACCGGGGCUAAGGCAGGGCCGCGGAUUUGGGGGCGGUUCAGCUGUCAACGGCAUGGCAUACUGCCGCGGUGCAGCUUCAGUCUUUGAUGAAUGGGCAGCUGUGUCAAAAAAUCCGAAUCUAGCAUGGGGCUCCCUGAUUGAGGACUUCAAAGCAACCACCCAUUAUACCCAUCAGCCCGCGGACUAUGAGCUAUUUGUCAAUACCACAGGUUAUGGAGAUGGCCCAUUGGAAGUCAGCCGCAUGAGCGGUUUAACCGGUUUCGAGGCACCAUUUGUCAAGGCCGUUGAGCGUGGCCUUAAUAUGGGGGAAGUAGACCAGACAGAUGGUACCGGAAUUGGGAUCGACAGGGGUGUGGCGACAAUUCGAGUCUCUGAUCGUACCAGAUCGUACCCACGAAACACGUUUGGAUCCCGUAUGCAAGGGCGACAGAACGUGGAAUUGAUACACAAUGCUUGGGUCUACAAUAUUGGAUUCUCGGGGCAAACAGCUGUGAAUGUCACCUAUAUUAAUACCUCGACCAAUAAAAAGAAAACCCUGGAGGCUAUAGAGAUUAUUAUUAGCUCCGGCGCCAUAAACUCUCCAAAACUGUUAAUGCUCUCUGGUAUUGGACCAAAGAAGAGGUUGUUAGAAUUGGGUAUCCCCAUCGUUGCUAAUAUACCCGAAGUUGGAACCAACCUCUAUGAUCACCAGUUCCCCAUUAUCGAGGCUGAGGUUACACCCGACGUAUUAACCGUAUGGCAAUGGUUCCAAAACGCCACACAGAAAGCAUUAGCUGAGAAGCAGUAUAAAGAAUCUGCAUCCGGGCCAUUAGGAUGGAACAACGGGUUUGUGCAUGCUGGAUUCCGUAUCCCAGACUCCGUGUUUAAGGAUGUGAAUGGCACGCACUAUACCUCCCUCCCUGCAGACCGUCCACAGGCCCUGAUAGAAUUUAGCACGGUACCAUUCCACUCAGGCACACCAAAUAUUAGCGUCAUCACAGGUUGGGCAAGUCUCGUGCAGCCAGAAGCCCCUGGCUACGUAACGCUGAAGUCCGCCGAUUACCGUGAUGAUCCUCUAAUAUUCUCCAACUACUAUGGCUCUGAUGCCGACAAGGCAGCGGUCCUCUGGUCAUACAAGAAGCUUCGCGAGAUCAUGGCAUCGGAUGAGCUCAAGUCUGUAGUUAUACGGGAAUGGUACCCAGGAUCGAAUGUGACAACUGACGAGGAUAUCUGGGCGGCAAUCCAGCAGCAAUCAUUCUCGUUUCACCACCCUGUAGGAACUAUAGCCCUGGGUAAAGCACUUGACUCUAACUGGAGGCUUAAGGGCCUACGAGGUAUUCGCGUGGUUGGUUCCAGCACCUUUCCAACUCCAUCGACUUGUCAUCCCCAGGGAGUUGUUUAUGCCAUAGCUCAUAGAGCGGCAAGGGACAUUGAGCAGGCCGAUCGCACACGGAGCGGAGGCAAGCAUAGAAGCUAG
Molecule: messenger RNA, 1755 nt
Organism: Nannizzia gypsea CBS 118893
Lineage: Eukaryota; Fungi; Ascomycota; Eurotiomycetes; Onygenales; Arthrodermataceae
Product: choline dehydrogenase
Exons: 2
Coding region: 1-1755 (584 amino acids)
Molecular function (GO): flavin adenine dinucleotide binding; oxidoreductase activity, acting on CH-OH group of donors
Source: RefSeq, a predicted model, not a curated record